This is a messenger RNA of Pseudozyma flocculosa PF-1, 1065 nucleotides long. RefSeq lists its product as uncharacterized. Bases 1 to 1065 code for a protein of 354 amino acids. NCBI's taxonomy places the organism in Eukaryota, Fungi, Basidiomycota, Ustilaginomycetes, Ustilaginales, Ustilaginaceae. Gene Ontology annotation, molecular function: protein binding. The transcript is spliced from 2 exons. The record is from RefSeq and is a predicted model, not a curated record.
AUGGCAGGCCAAAGAGGAGGCGGAAGGGGCGGCUUCGACAUCGGGCUCCUCUUCGCACACAAGAUCCUGCUGGCGACAUUCGCGCUGGCAUUCGUGGGAUGGUUUGUCGCCUUCAUCGGACAGAUCGUCGCCGAGGCCAGCAAUGACCGCCAGGGGACGCUGUGGUUCGGCAUCUUCCUCGAGUUUUUCCUCAUCGCCGGCAUGACGGCCUGCGUCAUCACCGACAGCCUCGCCCUGGCCCGGCUGCAGCUCGUCGCCUUUGACGCCGUCGCCCUCGUCUUUGCCGUCUCGGGCAUCGACCGCGGCAUCUACGCCAAUACCAGCAGCCUCCAGGCCGUCGCCGCCGGCUACUUCCUCAUGACGAUCGCCAACCUCGUCUGGCUGCUCUACCUCACCAGCGAGGACGACUCUCCCCUGUUUGCCCUGCUCAACUCGACCAACCAGGGCCUCAGCAGCCCCGGCAGCCGCAACAGCGGGCGGUACGGCGGCGCCGGUCCCGGCAUGCGCAGUGGCGGAGGCGGGGGCGGUUACGGCGGCGGCAUGGGCAACGGCUCGGCCUACUCGGGCGGCUUCCAGGCAGGCGCUGCGUCGGGCGGCUACCAGCCCGCGUUCGGCCACAGCCCCUCGGCCGCCGACGUCACGACGGCCAACGGCACCGGCCUGGGCGCGUCCAAGCUGGCGCAGAGCCCCAGCAUGCGAAGCCGACAGGGAGGCGAGACGGUGCUGGGCAGCCAGGUCGGCAUGGGCGGAGGCACGGGGACGGCGGCGGCAGGCGGCGGACCCGCUUCCGACCUCGGCGGCGCGCCCUCGACGACGUCGCACAGCAACGUUGCGCCCGGCUCGCCCUCGGUCGCGCGGAAUCAGGGCGAGGGCGGGCAGCCCGACUACGGCUACAAGGCGAGGGCGCUGUACGCCUACCAGGCCAACGCCGACGACCCGACCGAGAUCUCGUUUUCCAAGGGCGAGGUGCUCGACAUUGUCGACAACUCGGGCAAGUGGUGGCAGGCCAAGAAGGCCAGCGGCGAGACGGGCAUCGUGCCGAGCAACUACAUGCAGCUGCUCUGA